Messenger RNA from Apus apus (common swift), 3339 nucleotides. It is a transcript of the gene UPP1, whose product is annotated as uridine phosphorylase 1. Gene Ontology annotation, cellular component: cytosol; cytoplasm. Gene Ontology annotation, biological process: uridine catabolic process; nucleotide catabolic process. The record is from RefSeq and is a predicted model, not a curated record. The coding region runs from base 108 to 1049 and encodes 313 amino acids. NCBI's taxonomy places the organism in Eukaryota, Metazoa, Chordata, Aves, Apodiformes, Apodidae. Gene Ontology annotation, molecular function: uridine phosphorylase activity. The transcript is spliced from 8 exons.
CUGGGCUGGGCUCGGCUCGGCCGGCCCGCCCCGCAGCCCGUCCGGUGCAGCGAGAGUCCUGCUCGGGUUCCCAGCGGCGGUGCCCGCCGCCCCAGGUACAAGCAUACAUGGCUCCUGGUGUCUCAAAUGAGAAGAAAGCUGAUGAUGAACAGUCUUCAAAAGAGAAUUUUAUCUGUCUCUGCAACCCUCACCUGGAGAAAAUGAAAGAAGACAUCCUGUACCAUUUUGCUCUUGGGACUGGUACCCAUGAUUUUCCAGCAUUGUUUGGAGAUGUUAAGUUUGUAUGUGUUGGAGGAAGUCCUUCACGGAUGAAAGCUUUUAUUGCCUACAUAGCUGAAGAACUGGGGCUUGGAAGCCCUGGUUGUGACUUUCCCAACAUCUGUGCUGGAACGGACCGUUACGCAAUGUACAAAGUGGGGCCUGUUUUGUCAGUCAGUCACGGUAUGGGCAUUCCUUCUAUUUCAAUCAUGUUGCACGAGCUGAUCAAACUGUUGUAUCAUGCCAAGUGUUCCAACAUAACCAUUAUUCGCAUUGGCACCUCUGGUGGAAUAGGUCUGGAGCCAGGCUCUGUGGUUAUAACUAGGCAGUCUGUAGAUGCCACCUUCAAACCUCAGUUUGAACAGGUUGUUCUGGGAAAGACUGUGAUUCGCAGUACAAACCUAGAUGAAGAGCUCACUAAGGAGCUGAUGCAGUGCAGUAAUGAAAUUGGUCAAUUCAAUACAGUCAUUGGGAACACUAUGUGCACUCUGGAUUUCUAUGAAGGACAGGGCAGGUUGGAUGGUGCAAUCUGCUUAUAUACUGAAGAAGAGAAACUGCAAUAUUUGAAGGAAGCUUAUGAUUCUGGUGUCAGAAACAUAGAGAUGGAGUCUUCUGUGUUUGCUGCAAUGUGUAAUCUCAGCGGUGUCAGAGCUGCUGUAGUGUGUGUCACUCUUCUGAAUCGGCUUGAAGGGGAUCAGAUUAGUAGCUCACAUGAUGUACUUGUGGAGUAUCAGCAGAGGCCACAGAAGUUAGUGGGAUAUUUCAUUAAGAAAAGUCUUCAGAAAGUAUGAAAUAUCCAUCUUUCACCUAGAAGGGCCAGAAACUGGAAGCAGUGAUGCAAGCAUUGAAACAGGAGGGGAUGACUUGUGAAAUUGCCAAUGAGGAUUGAUCUCCUAAAAUCUGAUGAAUUUUCAACUGGAGAACAGUUAAAAGAUUACAAUACUGGAUUUUUUUAUUUACUAGUUUAGUCUUCCUCUAAUUUUAAAAACACAUUUUCUUAUUUGUACUUGGGAUUUACAGUGAUUGUAAGUUUCCAGAAAAGUUUUCUUUCUUAAGCUUAAGAAGAAUCAGGUAGGAAUGGCUCCUUUUUGUUUGAACAGUUCCUCCCUUAUUUAAAAAAAAAAAUAAUUAAAAUUAAAAAAAAAAAGUGUGUUUAACUAUGCUUAGUGCUUGCCUGGACAUUGCACAAAGCCCUGUGAGUUCCCUUGGGAAACAUGCAGCAAAGCACAUCCUUGCUCUGCAACCUCCUGUUCACGGAACAGCAGCAAGAAGAUAAAAAGAUCAUCACUUAAGAGGCAAUGUGCUGCACUCUAGGCUGAAGAAAAGCUUAUACUAAGUUCACCACUGUGGGUUUGGAGGAAACAGUUUGCUGUUGUAAAAGAAAUACUUAUGUGAAGAGAAAAAAAAAAAUCAGGAAAACUAGGGUGGGUCUGUUUGGGGAAGCAUAUUACUGCAGUUAACCCUGGAGAUACGAAUCUGAAAUGGUGUGAUUUGUCUUCUAAAGGACUGACAACAAGAAUCUGGAAACUGGUCAAAAAGAAAAAGUUCUUAAAUAAUUUAACUGUGUGAACUGUCAAUUGAAAUUACAAAGCUUUUGUAAUUGCAGUCAUAUAAAGUAGGCACUUCUGUUUUGGUAUCUAAUAUGAAAGCUUUUAUGUGCUACAUGCAAAAAUAUAACUAGCAUUGUGGCCUGGCUGAAUUGGAACAAAGGUUCAAGCAUUCAUGGAGUGAUGCAACUGUUCUAUGAAAUCAAUACACAAGAAGACCUUAGCAGAAACCCCUGGAAGACUUUAGCCAUUCACUUUUUCCCCAGUAUGUCCUUUUUCCUUCCUGCCAUUCCUUAGGACAUGGCUCUUUUUUUUCAGCUAAAAUAUUUUUCUUCCAUGCUUCUUAAUAGAUGGAGUAAAACUUAAAAUUACAAUUCAAAGGAGAGCAAGCAUCCUGCUGUUUUCCACUCGGCAUCAUCUUGUAAUGCUGGAAGCCUGAUGCAAGAGGGUGCUCUACUGACACAUCUUACAUGCAACGAAGUAUUUUUCUUAGCUGCAGAGGAAACUGACCAGAAUGUUCCCCUGAUAAGAACAAUUGUAUUUUCCCUUCUGACUGCAACUGGACAGAGAGAUGAUUCAGCUGUUUGCAUCCGGCAGUGGAAUUAACUUCCUGUAGAUUUUACAAAGGCAUCCAUAAAGAAUGAUAAAAUAUUUGGCAGACUUAAUUAUAAUUUAAUUAUGUAAAUAAAUUAUUUAAUAUUAGCCAUGCAUGUUAUUUCUGUACCGUAUAGAAAAGCAGCAUAAGUAGGCUGCAGAACAUGAAUCAGGAUUUGGAGUGGUGAUAUUUUAAAAUGCAUAUAUAUUAUAUGUAAGUUUGAUACUGCAUAGUGCAGCAUCUCCUGGUAGAUCUUAAAAUCCUGCAAACCUCAGAAACCUCAGUUUCAAAUCAGUGUCUUGCUUUUGCUCUCUAUGCCACCCCAGGCUAGCAAUGCACUACAGAAUCAGUUUACUCCGUAGAUCAGAAAGGAUAAAAGCAAAGAAGCAAGGCAGAAGAUAGGAAUAGGAUGGAAGUAUGAAGGGAGAAAACGGUGAUUUCUGCCAGUGGUUUGUUCUGUAAUUCAUGGUGUUGUUCUGGCCUGUUUCUACCUUUUUGUUAAAGAAAUGGUUGAGACCACAAUGAAUAUAGGCUAGAGCACAUUUAUUUCGCAUUAGAAAGGGACUGAGAGUGUGUGGUAACUUGAUUGGUGACUUAAGCAGAUUUUUAUUUUUGGCAUCUUGAUGUACUUCAGAGGAAGAUUUUCUUUAAUGGAAGGUCUGAGAAAUCCUGAAAGGGAACACCUAAUUGGAAUAAACUAUUACCAGAAGUGCUUGGAGUAUAAAUGCUCUUAUCAGUCCUUCAAACAACAAGCAAAAUAAUUCAGCAAUUUCAGUAUUUCUUGCCAAUACACACAUGUAAAAUGCAAUGUCUUUUUUUUAACAUUCUUCCCAAGUUCUUGCAAAGGAUUUUUAGUGCAUUAUGUAACAGAACUGCAUUUUCUUCUCAAGUCCUGCUGGAUCUUUGUAUAUUCCUAAAUAAAUUGUUUAGACAGUGGAA